Molecule: messenger RNA, 2673 nt
Organism: Closterium sp. NIES-67
Lineage: Eukaryota; Viridiplantae; Streptophyta; Zygnematophyceae; Desmidiales; Closteriaceae
Source: the annotation of a GenBank genome assembly
CCCCUCCUCUUCGUUCUCUCGCGUCAUCGUGCCUUCCCAAGUUCCCACAGCCCCCCUCCCUCCUCUCCCCCCAUCCCUGGGCAUCCAAAAGCAGCGUGCUGUCUGCAGGGCAACUCACCUCCAUGCGUCCUGUUGAACCUCCCCUCUCAUAUCUCGUGCUUCUCCUCUCUCCUCUCCUCCCCCACAUCUCCUCCGUGACCCUCUCCUUCCCUACCAUGGCCUGCUCGUGGACUCCCUUCAUUUCUCGCAUCUUCCCUCGCUCCCCUUUCUUCGCCCCCCACCUUCUUACCCUCUCUUUCCCUAUCCCAGAUGCAUGGGAACUGCCUGGGGGCUGCAUUCAACUCCCCCCCUCACCACCCCCAUUUUAAUCCCCCUCAUCCCCGCUCCUUCCCCGCUCCUUCCCCGCUCCUUCCCCGCUCCUUCCCCGCUCCUUCCCCGCUCCUUCCCCGCUCCUUCCCACCUUCCCCCCCCCCACCAAGGCAUGGGAGUCUGCCUACGGUCUGCAGGGCGCCGCCCUUAUUUCUAGCAAUGCCCCCCCCUCCGUCUCCUUCAAUACCCAGGCAUGGGAGUCCGCCUACGGUCUGCAGGGCGCCUCCCCCCUUCCCCCCUCCGCCAUCGCCCUCCCCCCAUCCGUGCCCCCCCCGCCCCACCUGGAGGCCUGCAGCGCGCGCACUGCGUGGCGCAGGAGGCAGGAGAGGAGGGGGCCACAGGGGGAGUUGCCUGCUUGGGCGAGUCUGGCGCACCCCCAGGCGCCUUGGAUCAGAGGGUCAGAUGCAGCGAAUCUUGGGCGCACCAGAGAAGCCCAGAGGGACAUCUGGCAGCACCAGUUCCCCCCCGGCAACUGCAGCGGGGAGAGGCUGCUGGUGGUGGACUGGCCGGCCUCCCAGCACGGCAUGGGUUCGCAGCUGCACAUCCUCAGCGCUGUCUUGAGCCUGGCUAUGAGGCACGACAGGGUCCUGGUCCCUACAGCCACUUUUGAGAGGGCGAACCACGCUGAAUGCAACGCCACCGGCGCCCUCUCCUCCUUCCACUGCUACUUCUUCCCGCUCGUCUCGCCAGCCUGCGAGAAGGCAGCAGCAGAGGCGGCAGCAGCAGGGCAGGUGCCCGCAUGUGCACCGCAGGAGGAGGUGGCGAGGGAUGCGGUGCUGGCGAGUGACAGCCGCGUGGCAUGCUUCCAUGGGGAGCCUUAUAACGGGCUGGCGCUGGAGGCACUAGUUGUCAAGCGGUGGUGGGGCGUGUGGUACGAGCGAUCAAUCACAGUGGAGGUGCAGGGCAAGAUGGCAGGCGAGGUGGAUGUCAUGCCGCAUGUGCACUGGUGGCGGGCUCAGUCCCUUCGCUUCAUGCUGCGUUGGCCCUCCCCUUACCUCUGCCACCUCUCCAACCGCCUGCGCCACACCUCCCUCUCGCUCUCCAUCGCCACCCGCCUCUCCUCCUCCUCCGCCCUCCACUCGUCCCUCCUGCGCUCGCACCCCCACCUGCUGGACAAGCUGCUCAGGAAUGCCCCGCCCUGCCAUGCUGCUGCUGCUGGCAGCGUGGGAGGUGAUGGGGCAAUCAGCAGCAGGAAGAGGCUCGGUGGGGACAUGGGCGUUGCAAGUGCUGUGGAUAAUACGAGUGCAGUUGCCCAAGGCAUAACAGACAGAGGAGGCAGCAGUGCUGCAGAAGCGACAGAAGCGUUUAGCAUACCCCGUAGCAGCAGCGAUGCAAGCAGAGUGUUCCCAUCCCAGCAGCACGUGCAGCAGGGGUGCACCCUAGAGGCCACUGCGUGGGCGAGGCAGGGGCUGGGGCUCUGCUCUGCCAGCAACAUGGCUUGCAGCAACAGUGGUGACAGCGGCAGCAGCAGCAAAAGCAGCAGCAGCAGUAGUGGCAACGGCAGCAGCAACUCCGAGCUACCAGGUCAUCUGGCAGGAGGAGUGGCUGAGGGACAAGAGUCUCGCAGCAAGUGGGGCAUGGAGGGAGCAUGGGAGGCGUACCUGCCGCGGCCCAUAGUGAGUGUGCACGUGCGGCAGGGCGACAAGGGCAGUGAGAUGGCGCUGCACUCCCUGCCAGCGCACAUGUGGAUGGCGUACCGCCUCAGAGGGCUGAACCCAGACCUGCGGCAUGUGUGGCUCUCCUCUGAAAUGCAGACGGUGAUUGACCAAGCAUCCAGAUUUCGAGACUGGACAUUUCUUCACUCCAACAAUGUGCGCACCAACACCACGGCACGCCACUGGGAUGUGGAGGAGAGCGCAGAGAGGCAUGUGGUGGUGGGCACAAGCUUUGCAGAGCUCAUCAUUGCAUCGCAAUGUGACUUUUUCAUUGGGGCUUUGGGUUCAAACUGGGUGAGAAUGAUAAAUGAAUUGCGCUCCACGAAUGGGAGGCUGUUGAAUGGAUUUAUUGCCAUGAAUCUCAAGGAGUUUUAGCACCAUUUACUAUCCACCAUGAAAGGCUGGUGCACCUUGGUGCACCAAGACUGUUUACUGUCAAAUUCUUGUACAGAAGCGUGAGUUCCCUGGAUGCCUCCGUUGGCUUAUUGCUCUGCAUCUGUCCUCUCGGACUUGGGACACAAGGUCGGCGGCUCUACACCAAUAGCAACACCGAGUCUUCAGCUACAGCUCCCCUUAUUACGGUACAAUUGGCAUUCAAUCGUCCUCCAGAAUUUCCCCCUUUCCCACUCGGGUUUUGGCUUCCAUGGCA